Aspergillus japonicus CBS 114.51 is the source of this 522-nucleotide messenger RNA. RefSeq names its product DUF2462 domain-containing protein. Lineage: Eukaryota; Fungi; Ascomycota; Eurotiomycetes; Eurotiales; Aspergillaceae. The record is from RefSeq and is a predicted model, not a curated record. Bases 118 to 381 code for a protein of 87 amino acids. The transcript has 3 exons.
CCACUAUCCAUCAACCCAUCCCAACGCCUCCUCCCUCCACUGCACCUCCAAACUCCUCCAAAUUCUUUCCGUCCAGUUCAUCGCUGCAGGCAGUGUACCCAAACAACAACAAAAAAAAUGGUCCAAGGAUCCCUCAAGAAAACCAAGCCCUCGGGCGGCUCGACCUCGAAACGUCCCACAGCCCUCGCCCCCAAACGCGGACCCCGCCAGAUCGCCCCCAAGAAAGCCUCGCUCAUCAAGCAGCAGAAAUUGACCAAGAAACUCACGGCCGGGUUGACCGCUCGUACGGAGAAGAAUCUCGCGGAGCGGGCGGGCCACCUGGAGCUGUUGGCCGGUGGGAAGAAGGAUAAGAAGGCGGAUGCUUCCAAGGCAAAGAAAUAAGGGCUUGCGGGGAAAAUGGCUUUGCUUUUUUGGGGGGGGGGGUGAGAAGAUAAGGGAGCCAAGUCGAGGAAGGUUCUAUAUAUAAAGUUUCUGGGGGGAAGAUAGGAUACAUACGAGUAAUGAAAUUAGAUACCCUUUUUC